This is a messenger RNA of Linnemannia hyalina, 726 nucleotides long. The record is from the annotation of a GenBank genome assembly. NCBI's taxonomy places the organism in Eukaryota, Fungi, Mortierellomycota, Mortierellomycetes, Mortierellales, Mortierellaceae.
AUGUCUCAAGGCAAUAACAACCACAUGGACAACAAUCACAGCUACCACAUCAACGACGAUCAUGAGAUCGUCCACGCGGAAAAUAUCAAUAACAACAGACACGUCUUGUCUCACACCACCAACAACAACAGCAACGAUAAUAUCUACCGCAUCAACGACGAACAUGAGAUUGUCGACACUAUCGUCCAGAUCGACGCAGAGGAUCCCGAACAGCCCAGCCAAUACCAAGAUAUCGAUGCGACCACAACCACUACUAUGGCUAUACCCGGUGCAGGCGGCAAACCGACCAAGAAGCGAUUGAAUAUCAACCCUGCGAAGGCUGUCAUUGGUGGUAUCUCGCAGAGCGCUAAUGCCGUUAAGCAGGGUGCUAAUGUUGUCAAACAGGGUGCCAGUGCCGUCAAAGGAGGCAUCUCCCAAGUGGAGAACGGAUUGACGGAUGUUGGUGGUAAACUGACAAAGGUCCCCGGAAUCAGUCAAGGCGUCUCUAUCUUUGCAGACUACCGCAAGUUCCUCGAUCGUGGCAAUGUCAUCGACCUCGCCGUGGCUGUCGUUAUUGGUGCUGCGUUCACUUCUAUCGUCGACAGUUUGGUCAAGGAUAUCAUCUCGCCCAUAGUGGCGCUCGCUUCCGGAAAGGCUCUCGAAGAGAACUUUGUCGUCCUACGUAAGGAUGACACCAUUGCCAACCCAGACGUAAGAAAAUCAUCUUACAACUCUCAUAACAGCUGA